Molecule: messenger RNA, 5278 nt
Organism: Rosa chinensis
Lineage: Eukaryota; Viridiplantae; Streptophyta; Magnoliopsida; Rosales; Rosaceae
Product: disease resistance protein RUN1
Exons: 10
Coding region: 134-1672 (512 amino acids)
Biological process (GO): signal transduction; defense response
Molecular function (GO): ADP binding
Source: RefSeq, a predicted model, not a curated record
AGUGCGCCUGCUUGGCAAUUUAGUCAUUUUCAACCUCACAUUCACAUUGCAGCAGGCACUGAGAAUCUACUUGAGAGUUGAGAUCUCGGAAGGCAACUUUCAACAGACCGAGCAAAGCAAAGCAAAGCAAAAUAUGGCUUCUCUGACCGCUGAAGCAGCAGCCAGUUCUUCAUCUUCUUCUCUCCCACAUUAUUCUACUGACCAAAAUCAUUACACAUACGAGGUGUUCCUGAGUUUUCGAGGCGAGGAUACGCGCUUUAAUUUUACAGAUCAUUUGCACACUGCUUUGUGUCAGAGGGGAAUUGAGACCUUCAGAGAUGAUGGGCUCAGAAGAGGAGAAGAAAUAUCAUCGGCUCUUAUCAAAGCAAUUAGGGAGUCCAGAGUUUCAAUUAUUGUCUUCUCUCACAAUUAUGCUUCCUCAAGGUGGUGCUUAGAUGAACUGGUCGAGAUACUUGAAUGCAGAAAAUCCAAAGGACAGGAGGUUAGAGCAGUGUUCUACAAGGUGGAUCCCUCAGAUGUACGACACCAAAGAGGUGCCUUCGGUGACGCAUUUGCUACACUUGACCAAUGCAAAUACAAGGAUAGCAUGGACAAAUGGAAGGCAGCUCUCAAGGAAGCAGCAGACUUGUCUGGAUGGCCUUUCAAGGAUGGCAAGUACGAGUCUAAAUUUAUCAACGACAUUGUUGGUGAGUUAUCUGCCCAAGUGGUAAACCCUUCAUGUGACUUGCAAGUAGCUACACAUCCUAUUGGAAUAGAGUCUUGUAGACAAGAUGUCAUCAGACUUCUACAUGCCGAGGAAAAUAUUGUUUGCACGGUAGGCAUAUGGGGUCCUGGUGGAAUAGGAAAGACCACAAUUGCGAAAGAUGUGUUUAAUUCAAUUCGCUGUAAGUUUGCAUAUAGUUGUUUCUUGGCGGAUGUUAGAUCAAAUGCCCUAGUCCAAAUGCAAGAGACACUUUUAUUUGAUAUUUUAAGAGACUCAACUUUGAAGGUGAACAAUGUUGAUAAAGGAGUGGGUUUGAUAAAGACAAGGAUGCAAAAUAAAAAAGUUCUCUUAAUCCUUGAUGAUGUGAGUCAUUCUAGCCAAUUACAGAACUUAGUUCCAUCCCCUGAUUGUUUUGGGCCUAGCAGUAGAAUUCUCAUAACAACAAGAGAUAAACGUUGGCUAAUUGCUUAUCAAGUUGAUGAGGUAUAUGAGGUCAAGUUGUUAGAUUAUGAUCAAGCUUUGGAGUUGUUUAGCUUAAAUGCAUUCAAAAGAAAUGGACCUCCAGACAAUUAUUUGGAACUUGCACAACGUGCUGUACUCUAUGCCCAGGGUCUUCCAUUAGGUUUAAUAGUUUUAGGAUCUCAUCUAUUUCGUAGAAGUAGAGAGGAGUGGGAAGCUACAUUAGAUAGUUGUAGGGGAGAAGAUCCUCACAGAGAGAUAAGAGAUGUGCUCAAAAUAAGUUAUGAUGCAUUGGGAGUAGAUUUAAAAGGAUAUUUUCUUGAUAUCGCUUGUUUCUUUAAAGGUGAGUAUGUAGACCGUGUGAAACCAAUACUAGAAGCUUGCUAUGACCUCAAAUCAGUGACUGGUAUUGCACAACUCCAAGAAAAAGCCUUGAUAAGAAUUGAUGACGGGGAUAAGAUUUGGAUGCAUGACUUGAUAGAAGAAAUGGGUAAAGACAUAGUGUAUUAAGAGUCACCUGGUGAGCCCGGGGAACGGAGCAGACUGUGGAGCAAAGAAGAUGUCGACCACGUUCUAACAAAUAAUACAGGAACAGAUAAAGUUACAGGCAUCCAGAUCCCGGUCUCUUGGCAAACUUUUAAUAUAUUUUUGAAUGCUGAAAGCUUCUCAGGGAUGAAGAAUCUUAGAUAUAUUUCUAUGGACGGAAGAUUGGAAUAUGAAUGCUUUUCUGGAGAAAUUGAUUAUCUCUCCAACCAGUUGAGGUGGCUUAAUUGGCCUGAAUGUCCGUUGCAAUCUUUUCCAUCUAAUUUUCAUGCAAACAAACUUGUAAAGCUCAAUAUUCCUGAUAGCCACGGAAUCACACGACUAUGGGAGGGACGUAAGAAUUUUUCAAGACUAACAUAUAUGAAUUUAAGUAGUUGUACAUCCCUAAAGGAACUCCCAAACUUGAGUGCAGUCCCCAACUUGAAAGAGUUGGAUCUAUAUGAAUGUCGCAGUUUAGUUGAGGUUCCUGAUUCCGUUGGAUUCCUUCGAAACCUUUUUACCUUGAAUGUUGACGGCUGCUCUAACCUUACUAUGUAUCCAAGAAAAAUCACCUGGAAAUAUGUAGAAGCUAUUUCUAUCCACUCUUGCAAGCUUGAGGAAUUUUCAGAAGUUGGGAAAGAGAUGGGUUCCUUGAGAAUUUUGGAUUUAUCAGACACUUGCAUUAAAGAAUUGGGUCCGUCCAUUACAAAUCUCACUGGGCUCGAAGAGUUGAUCCUAAGGAACUGUCAAAAUCUUACAACUCUGCCGCGUAGCAUUUAUGAGCUGCGCAAUCUACGAGUUCUUGAUGCGAGGCAGUGCCCAAAACUUGCUGCAUUUCCAGAAAUUCCAAUAAAGAUGGAUUUCUUGAGAGAAGUUUAUUUAGGAGGCGGUGCCAUCAGAGAAUUGGAUGAGUCAAUUGGAAAUCUCAUUGGGCUUCAAACGUUGGAUCUUACGAAUUGCAAAAAUCUUACAACUCUACCGUGCAGCAUUUAUGGGUUGCAAAAUCUGAAGCAGCUUGAGCUUGGUAACUGCUCGAAACUUGUCAGAUUUCCAACAAAUACCAACAUGUUGAAUGUCGGUCCAUCACUUCCCAAGCUACGGAGGUUGGAUAUCCGAGGAUGCACUGGUUUAUCAGAUUGUGAUUUCCUCAUGACUCUUGAUUGCUGGGAAACAUUACAGUACCUUUUUCUGUCAGAAAACAAUUUUGUUAGUCUUCCUGCUUGCAUCACCAGAUAUGUCAACUUAUGGCGGCUUGACUUGUACGGUUGCAAGAGACUCCGAGAAAUUCCGGAGAUCCCACCAGAGGUUUACCUACACAUAAGUGGUUGUGAAGCACUGGAGAGAUUCCCAAGAACUAUAAAUGUGAUAGGGGCGGAGUCGCUUUUGUGUUCCGAAACUCCAGCGGAAGAGUUUUCUACGGUUAACUGGCCUCCCAGCGCUCAACUAAGACCCAGACCCAGACCCAGACCCAGACCCAGGUUCACAUGUCUUCUUCUUAGUAUCCUUUUCUUUUCCAACUUUUCUAACUUCUGAAUGUUGCUGCUGUUGUACUGUAUGCGACGUUGUUUAAGAAUAACAGUGUGUGCUAAAAGUUCAUAUUUCAGAACACCGUUUAGUAAAAUCAAUACAACAAUGAAAAAUAGCUCACUCUAAUAGGGUCCUCUCGAAAACCGAUUCUUCCUCUAAAGUUUUAGAAAGAGGUUGGAAGGACAGGAUACCCUCAUUUUGAAUACCUGUGCAUUGAUGUCUCUGAGUAUCUCAACUCUGCGACUCCAGCAUUGUCUUGAUUACAUUGAGAAUAAUCUCUGUUGCAUCCAAUUGCAUGAAGAAAUUUUCUGAUCCAUGUCUGCUGCCAAUUGAAUCGCAACCAUUGUUUUACCCUGCAUAAUGCCUAGGCUGCUUUUAGAGCAGACGGGCAGAUCUAUCUAGUUUGUUACUGCAUUAGAAUUUGAUAAUCUUUUACCAUGUAUAUUAUGUACAAUUAACUCUGGCCUAUUUUGAGGUGCAUUAAGGUCAAGUUUCACAUUUUCAGCCUAGCAACUGUUACAGAAACAAUGAACGAAUCUUUGUGAAUCCUUAAGAAUGCAGCGAUACUAGCAAAUGGUAUGAGCAAAUGCAGAUGCAUAUGAUCAUGAAUAUUCAUUCGAGCUAACUAUGGCUGUUACUAACUAACCUUACCUGUGCACUGUCUACAAAUUUCUGUGACAAAAACAUUUCCAUAAUAUAAUAGUUAGCAAAACCUAAAGGCCUUUCAUCAAUUGCUUUGUAUUUAUUGUGGACAGGUGGAAUCAAUGAAGGAUGAUGGGGAAUGGUAUCAAAACUGUUUGUACUUGUCCUCAUUGUUGAUCCUCAAUUGAUUCCAGUUGUAGCAGAAUAUCGGUGGUAUCAGCUAGCUAGGAAAUGCAAAUUAAGUUGUAGCCUGGAUUUGGCUAAAUAUCUUGCUUCAAGGUGAUGCGGCAGGCAUGUGCUGACCUUCUUGAGGAAGAAGGAAUUGGUUUUCAUUGUUUCUAAGGAUGGAGUUGAUCUUACGUGAUCCUAUGUGGUGGUUGAUGAGAGUUUUCUAAUUCAUUAGAAACUGGCAUGAAUCUCUUUAGAGGUUGCUGCAGGAUCAGGCUUUCUCCGGAAAGCAUUCCUAUUCGUCAAAACUUAUCAAUAAUGGGAACUACAAACUUUCACUUGGAAUGGUAGCAGAUUUGGGCAAAGUGGGGUACAUACUGAUCUAACUGAAUUUGAGACGACUGCAAAUAAAUUAGAAGUAAAGCUAAAAGUUCUAGUCUGGCAUUAGGCGAUGUGGCAGGCAAGUGCUGACCUUCUUGAGGACGUAAAAGUUGGUAUUCUUUUUUUCCAAGGACGCAAUUGAUGCUAUGAGUAUUGCUUCUUCGAGUUUGCAUACGUUGUAGAUUCAUGCAAGCAAGUUGGUGCUGCAAUAUCCAAUGAACCCCACCGAGAUUUAUCCACUGAUGGAUUUUACCUAUUUCAAAGUUGGAAGGUUACCACUUACCAGCAAACAUACGGUGGUAUACCUUGAGAGUGGUGGGACUCUUAUGAUGGUCAGAGCAAGCAAUGAGCGUGAUUCCCCUACUAUACACCAAUUUAUAUUCUGUUCAUUUUUCCUCCAACAACCUUUGUACCAAAAUAAGAUAUGGUUCAUAUGAUAUGUCGUCUAAUGGGAUGGUUGCUCAAGAGUUCGCAGCAGAUGUAGCCAUAGGCAAGUGGCAUGAUACUAGUGUCUCCCUGAUUCGAGGCUCCAAAUAUUAUCAGGCCGAUAUCUAAGGCUUAAUUGAGUUCCAAAGACCAAUAUAUAUGCAAGUAUUUGCAAUCAUCUAAGAAUAUAAGCCUGUAUCUUGCUUUGUAUUUCCUUGCUUUUGUGACGCAGACUCUCACAGGAAGUAGUAAAACUAUAACUAGUUCAUCAGAGCUGGUGUUAUAUGCUGAGGUUGUUUCAUAAAUAGAAGUCGCUAUGAAGAUUAGCUUAGUAAAAUCAAUAGAUAUACAAACGUUAGAUUAUUUUGUAGGGUCCUUAUACUGAUUCUUCCUCCAAAGAGUUUAUUGAAAUACCUCAGUUUGAAUAACAAUACAUUAAUAUCUUGAUUA